Molecule: messenger RNA, 1912 nt
Organism: Biomphalaria glabrata
Lineage: Eukaryota; Metazoa; Mollusca; Gastropoda; Planorbidae
Product: zinc finger MYM-type protein 1-like
Exons: 3
Coding region: 1-1365 (454 amino acids)
Source: RefSeq, a predicted model, not a curated record
AUGUCUUUCAAUUCUUUGAUUGAGAAUUUGAAAGCAAUUUUUUUGAAGUCAAGAACUUGGAACAUACGUCCAAGCAAAAUACGACCUAAAAGAGAAGUUCCAGUCAGUUCUUCCCUUCCAGUGUUAUGGGUGCCAGAAGCUUGUCAGAGCCAAGAGUCUCUUAUUGUAGACAUGGAAGAAAAACAGAAGAGGAAACGCGAUAACAAGUCAGUUUACAUGAACUACUGGAAAAGGUGGUGUGGUCAAGAAACUACAACAAAAGGAUCUUCAGUUGAUGAACCUAGUUCUAGCUUGCAGUCUACUACGUAUGGCGCUGAAUCUGGAGACAAGCUUCUUUCAGAGCAUUUAGCAACUGCUUCAAAGAAUGCGCUCUAUACCAGUCCACAAAUUCAGAAUGAAAUUAUAGUUAUUUGUGGUGAAAUAAUUCAGCAAGCAAUAAUCAAAGAAGUUAAAAAUGCCCAGUUUUUUGCUGUUCUAGCAGACGAAACUACAGAUAUCUCAAAUAUGGAGCAAGUAUCGCUUUGUCUCAGAUAUGUUGACUCUGAGAAUGUUAAACAGCAUAAAUUGAAAGAAAUGUUUUUGGAGUUUAUACCCACUAAUGACGUAACAGGCGUUGGUCUAUCGAACUUAAUUUUAAAUGCUGUCAAAAGAAAUGGCCUCGAGUAUUGUCAUGUGGUUGGACAAGGCUACGACGGAGCUGCAUCAAUGAGUGGACAUUUUCAAGGUGCUCAGGCCUAUGUUCGUAAAGAAUGUCCUCUUGCUCUGUAUGUACAUUGUAGUGCACAUUCUCUUAACCUAGCCAUUGCUGACUCAUGCUCACGGCCCGAAAUCAGGAAUUGUUUAGGUAUCGUACAGUCUGUUGGUACAUUCUUUAGAAAUUCUGCUCAACGCACUGCGGUAUUGAGGGAUAACAUUAAUCAACUUUCAACAUUGCCACCACAUCAUAAAAAGAAUUUACUUGCCAUGUGCGAAACACGAUGGGUCCACAAACAUGAAGCAGUACUACGUUUUAAAGAGAUCUAUCCGGCAAUCAUGGCUGCCCUAGAAGAAUUGCAAGCUGUUCACAACAAAGAAACAUCCAAUCAAGCUGUACAGCUUCUUAAUACACUCAGAACUUCUAAUUUUGUGGUAUGCUUAGCAGUGCUGGAAAAAGUCAUGGGCUACAUAUUGCCACUUUCAAAACAAUUACAAGCCACCAAUAUUGACCUCGCUAAAGCAUUUUCACAUGUGGACACUGUUCUCAACGCCUUGAACAUUUUAAGAAGUAAUGCUGAAGACGAAUGUACACAUAUUUGUAAUGCAGCUAAAGACUUGCUGGAAGAAAAUGGAGGUAUGCUGCAGAUACCACGUAUUGUUGGUAAAUAAACGCAUCGCUCUAAUAUUGCUGGGGUAGAUGUCAUCACUUACUACAGAAUAAACAUAUUCAUCCCAUUUUUAGAUCAUACUAUUAUUCAAUUAACUGAAAGAUUUGCAAAGCAUCGCAAUUCUAUUAUUGGACUGUCAAAUUUACUACCUCAAAAUGUGGAUGGAACAUCAGAAACAUGUUUCAGUGAAUUAAUAACCACUUACUCUUCAAUAUUACCUGAAAAAAAUAAAACUGUAAUUGAAGCCGAAUAUCAAGUUUGGAAAUGUGCAAUGGCUUCCAACAAAACAUUCAAAUCUGCUUUAGAAUGUCUAAAUAUGUGUGACAAAAAUUUACAUCCAAAUAUGUAUAUCCUACUUCAAAUUUUGGCUACUAUACCAGUAUCAACUGCUACUCCAGAGAGGACAUUUUCUAGUCUUCGAAGACUUAAAAAUUAUCUAAGAAACUCUACUUCUGAAAACAGACUAAACGGACUGGCUUUGAUGAACAUUCAUUAUAAUGUACAUUUAGAUGCCAAACAUAUUGUAGAUAUAUUUGCAAUGAAAAACC